CCGCCGGGCCCUCCCCCGGGCUGGCGCGGACCGCAAGAGGAACAACACGCUCCCCCACCAGGACCAUCGGCAACCCAGCAUGCCACCUAUCCAAGCUAUGCCCCUCCGCCCGGCCCUCCCCCAUCAUAUGGCCAAAACGCGAAGCAAAGCGUGCCUUCCGAGAACCCACCGCCCUACCACGACUGGACCGUGAUUCCAGACACGGCGCUGCUACCACCGCCGCCCUCGCUGAACUAUGAUGUGUCGCCGACGGCCAAUGCGUCGGCCGACGACGGCGAGCGCGCCUUUGAGUGGUGCAAUGCGAAUCCGCUCUGGCGGCCGCACACGCUGACGGCGGGGCAGCGGACCGCGGUCGCGGGCGGGCAGGUCACGCUCGUGCAGCCUGGGUGCUACACGGGCGAGCUGCUGCCGCACUCGUCGGCGGGCCGCUACAAGGGACGUACGCAUUCGCGCUGCCGCGAUAGCUGUCUGCUCACUGGGCUGCCACUGUACUCGGCGACGGCCGACUCGCCGCUCGCGACGGGCGGCCGCCCCAAGACCAUCUACUUUGAGCUGCGCGUGCUCGGCGUUGGCGGCAUCAACGCUAGCAAGAGGUCCCGCUCGCUCGAAGAGGCCGACGCCGGCAUCGCCCUCGGCUUCGUCGCCCCGCCGUACCCGCCGUGGCGCUUGCCUGGGUGGCAGCGCGGCUCGCUAGGCGUGCACGGCGACGACGGCCGCCGCUACGUCAACGACACGUUUGGCGGCGUCGACUUCACCACUGCUUUUCAGCCGGGCGAGACGGUUGGCUUGGGCAUGCGGUUCGCGGCGCCCCGGAACCCGCCGGCGUAUGGGCAGGGGAUGCGGGACGGCCCGCCGAGGAUGGACAUUGACGUUUUCUUCACGCGCGGUGGCAAGAGGGUUGGCGGGUGGGAUCUGCACGAGGAAUUGGAUGAACGCGCCAUAGGCGGGGCGAUGGGGCUGGAGGGCGAAUGUGACCUCUUCGGGGCCGUGGGCGUGUUUGGAGGCGUCGAUUUCGAAGUCUUCUUCAACGAGCGGGAUUGGCUUUACCGGCCG
Messenger RNA from Aplosporella prunicola CBS 121167, 1053 nucleotides. RefSeq lists its product as uncharacterized. NCBI's taxonomy places the organism in Eukaryota, Fungi, Ascomycota, Dothideomycetes, Botryosphaeriales, Aplosporellaceae. The transcript has a single exon. The record is from RefSeq and is a predicted model, not a curated record. The annotation marks the transcript as partial.